Sinocyclocheilus grahami is the source of this 3520-nucleotide messenger RNA. It is a transcript of the gene chrm3a, whose product is annotated as cholinergic receptor, muscarinic 3a. Bases 132 to 1916 code for a protein of 594 amino acids. NCBI's taxonomy places the organism in Eukaryota, Metazoa, Chordata, Actinopteri, Cypriniformes, Cyprinidae. The record is from RefSeq and is a predicted model, not a curated record. Gene Ontology annotation, cellular component: dendrite; synapse; plasma membrane. Gene Ontology annotation, molecular function: G protein-coupled acetylcholine receptor activity; G protein-coupled serotonin receptor activity. Gene Ontology annotation, biological process: saliva secretion; G protein-coupled receptor signaling pathway, coupled to cyclic nucleotide second messenger; positive regulation of smooth muscle contraction. The transcript is spliced from 2 exons.
GUGUGAACCUGACUGAUGUCCUGUCUCCAUGCCAACCAAAGUCUCAGGUCGAGGUAAACCUAAACCCUCCUGUCAGAAGGUGACCUUUCUGCCCCAAUCUAAACUCUACAGGAAUAUGCCCGGCCUGCACGAUGGACUCCAACAGCACCGAGUUGGGCCUGUACUCACCAUCCGACGCCCUGGGAGUGGGAAUCUACCCGGCAUCCACUCUGUGGCCACUGCUCCAGAACACAAGCCUCAUCAACCUCAGUGCUGUUUUCAAGCUCAAUGGGAGUGAUGUCGAGGUUGAAGGUCAAUCCUAUGAUCCUCUGGGCGGCCACUCGCUCUGGCAGGUCAUUCUCAUCGUUGUCUUUACAGGACUGCUUUCCCUUAUUACUAUUAUCGGCAACAUCUUGGUCAUGGUGUCGUUUAAGGUCAACCGCCAGCUCAAAACGGUUAACAAUUACUUCCUACUCAGUUUAGCCGUGGCAGAUCUCAUCAUUGGGGUCAUCUCUAUGAACCUGUACACUGCCUACAUUGUCAUGGGCCAGUGGGCAAUGGGACACUGGGCGUGCGACCUCUGGCUAGCAAUAGACUACGUAGCCAGCAAUGCAUCCGUCAUGAAUCUGCUGGUCAUUAGCUUUGACCGGUAUUUCUCCAUCACAAGGCCUCUGACGUACCGUGCCAAACGUACCACCAGGCGGGCAGGAGUGAUGAUUGGCCUGGCAUGGUUUGUGUCGCUCAUACUUUGGGCUCCUGCCAUUUUGUUCUGGCAGUAUUUUGUAGGAGAAAGAACGGUUCCACUGGAUAAAUGCUACAUUCAAUUUCUCUCAGAGCCCAUAAUUACAUUUUGCACCGCGAUGGCGGCUUUCUACCUGCCGGUGACGAUAAUGAGUGUUCUGUAUUGGCGAAUAUACAAGGAGACAGAGAACCGUUCUCGGGAACUUGCAGGAUUACAAGGCUCGGUUGGAAGGUUCGGAGGUGUCGAGCGGCCGCACUUCCACCUCCACGCCACUGGGGGGAGCUCUAGAAGCUGCAGCAGCUUCGAACUGGGCCAACCUGGCCACAAACAAAGCUCCGUUCAUGGCCUGAGUGGGCGAUUCCACUGCUGGGGGUGGAAGGCGGGUGGCAGGGAUAAAGGUGGGCCGCACCGGGAGGCGGAUCAGAGCAGCAGCGACAGCUGGAACAACAACGACGCUGGACUGUCAGUCGACCACUCGGGCUCAUCUGACGAUGAUGAGAGCGCGCCAUCCACCACGCGGGCGAUCUUCUCCAUCGUUCUCAGUCUGCCUGGCAUGAGGGCAGCUGUAAACUCCCAGGUCACUUCUUGUGAGGAUCUCACUGAGGAAGGUCCAUUACGGUCCCCUGUGGAGAAUGAUGGCAGGGAUGGCAGCAUCUCCCGCUCCGUCACAAACGGGAACAAGCGGUUUGUCGGAAGCAUGAGUAAAGUUCAGUCAAUGUCCGGCAUACAGCCAUCAAUGGAUCCAAACAUUGAUGGCACCAACACAACCGUCAAAUCCCCCUCAGCGCCCAUAACUUUCAAAGAGGCAGCUCUAGCAAAACGUUUUGCAGCUCGCACAAGAACGCAAAUCACCAAGCGGAAGCGUAUGUCGCUAAUAAAAGAAAAGAAAGCGGCGCAAACUCUAAGCGCCAUCCUUUUUGCUUUCAUUAUUACAUGGACGCCUUAUAACAUCAUGGUGCUAGUAAACACUUUCUGUAAUGGCUGCAUACCUGAGAACCUCUGGGCACUAGGCUAUUGGCUAUGCUACGUUAACAGUACAGUAAAUCCUAUGUGCUAUGCCCUUUGCAACAAAACUUUUCGUAGCACUUUCAAGAUGAUCCUGCUUUGUCGCUGGGAUCAGAAAAAAAGCAAGCCAAGCUUUCCACAAAGACAGGCUGUGAGGUUUCACAGGAGCAUACCGACAGACUCCACAUAACAACCUGGUGGCGAAGCUAAUUUGCUAAUGCUAAAAUGUAAGUUUCAAGGGGUGAUUCCUCAAGUAUCUGUACUAUAUAAUGAAGCUUUAAUGUGUGAGUCUCAAUGUGGAUGUGUAGUUCUGUCACUUAUGAUUCCGGGUCACUAGAUUGUAACAUUUUAAGACACUGGUUUAGUGUACAAAGAGCUUCAGUGAUACUGAAGCACAACUGAGCAAGUGCAAUUGCCAUCAGUACUUCCUGUGGACUUUUAUAUGCCUUUUACUAAAUCAGCAGUGCCAACUUUCAGGAGUUCAGCAGUGACAUAUAAAAAGUACAUUUGAAAGGAGACUGUAUUUUGAACCUCAGAGAGCUGAUCGGAUGUGAUGCUCUCAAUUACUUGUUUGAAUAUUUUGGGGUUGAAUAUUAAAUAUCUAAUUUUUGUCAGUGAACAGAAACUAAAAUGUGAUUUUUAAAUAAGGUGAUGUAUAUCAAAGUAUUUACGGUGAAGAUAUUUCUUUUUUUAAGUGAAAUUUGCUGAUUUGCGUGAAAGCGUGCCACACAGAGGUUCAGUAUCUUUGCUGUCUUGGUAAGUGUAAGUGUUCUAUUCAUAAAAAGCACUUCCGUAAGCUGCUCUUGUAUAAAGCGUGGUUGUUUACAUUUGUUUUGCUACAAGUAUUUUAAUAGCUAUUAUGUAGGUUUUCAGUGCACAUUGAAUAUGUUUGUAUACUUUGGAAUGCCUUAUGUUUGGACUUUGAGAUUGUGCACUGAAUAUACUGGGCUAGCUGUGAAAUCAUUUAUGAAACCUAAAGAAUGUUUUAACUGUUUAAUGGACAUUCAGAUUUUGACAUUAGUGCGUUGGAACAUAAUUCCAUUUACAACCAAACUGCUUGCUGUCACCACCACAUUUGGGAAUGCCAGGCUUUAACAUAACAAGCCAAUAUAGUUUCCUAAAGCAGCUGCAGAUUUGCUUCAUAAAAAGCACACAAAAUACAGACCUAUCAAUCAAACAUGCGUCUUUCUUCAAAUAUGGGCUCCUUUGGCACUGUGGUAAAAUUAAAAUCACUUAAAACACACUUUUUCCACACAUUUUAUUUAAUUUGCCUACUAACAAUGUCCAACAGUGGUCUUAUUUCUAAAACAUCAUGUAUAUGUGUGAUUUCCAUCACAUCUCAAAUUAUGUAAUUAAUAACAAUAAUAAAGAUUAUUAACAUUCUGUGAUGGAAAUGGCAUUUUAAACAUUUAUGGAAUAAAUGGCCUACUCCCUUUUCAUCCUAAAGCUAAUUUCAUAGCAUUUUCUGGAUCCUAAAAACACACAAUUAAAUAACAUUCUUCACAAAUAUUAAAGCUUGAUUGGAAAUUAGACAAAUUUUACACUUGCCAUUCAUUUCCAACCCUAGUGUUUUGAAGAAAUAUGAAUGAUUGCCUGAUUUGUAACUGAUUUGUAUUAGAGUAAAGAAAUUAUAUGUUUUUAUGUUUUACAUUGCAAACAAUGGCUGUAUGUUUUGUAAGGCCUUGUAAGAUCAAAGUUAAAAUUGAGCUUCUGUGCAUUGUGUUGUUUGUGGCUGUGCUCUCAUUUUGUUCCAAAUUGGCUGUGUACAAGUUAAAUGAUAGAGUUACUGUCAGA